AUGGAGGUUGAGUGAGAAAUUGGAGAAAGAGGAUGAGAAAGAAAAAUGUGAUUAUUUGAAAAGUUUUUUUUUUUUUAAUUAUAUAUAUAUAUGGGUGGGGUAGUGGGAAGUUACUGGCAGUUUUAGAAGGAAGUUACUGGAAUGUGUGGUACGCAUCGUUUAGGGGGGGUGUAGGGAUAAAUGGCUAAACUAGAGUCUAGCCAUAAACAAUUAACUCCACCCAAUCUUCAAAAGCCCAAUGAUUAAUUAUGGGCUCUAUUUUUUUUUUUUUUUGAAAGGCUAUGGGCUCUAUUAAAAGUCAUCAAAUAAUGGUAGUAUGAAUAAACCGCUCUAAAUUUCCCUCCCUCUUUCUUAGUUAAUUUCCCUCCUUCCCCAAAUUCCCCCAACCCAAUUCUAUUUCGCUCUUCUCUCUCACUAAAUUCUCCACUUUUGCAUUCUCUCUCCUUUCGCAGGUUUAAACUUGGUUUUAAGGGUCUUACUGUUGCAUUGCUUCUUCAGCUUAGAGAGAAAUGCAAUGAGUGCGGUUAACAUCACAAAUGUCGCUAUCUUGGAUAAUCCAGCACCGUUUCUCUGCCCAUUUCGGUUCGAGAUUUCAUAUGAGUGUUUGGUUUCACUUAAAGAUGAUCUGGAAUGGAAACUAAUCUAUGUGGGAUCAGCUGAAGAUGAGACAUAUGACCAACUUUUGGAAAGUGUUCUUGUAGGACCUGUCAAUGCUGGCAACUUUCGCUUUGUUCUUCAGGCUGACCCUCCAGAUCCUUCAAAAAUUUGUGAAGCGGAUAUAAUUGGUGUCACAGUGUUACUAUUGACAUGCUCAUACAUGGGGCAGGAAUUUAUUAGAGUAGGAUAUUAUGUGAACAAUGAUUAUGAUGAUGAGCAGCUGAGGGAAGAACCACCUCAGAAGGUUUUGAUUGACAGAGUUCAGAGGAAUAUUUUAGCUGAUAAGCCAAGAGUCACAAAGUUUCCUAUCAAUUUUCAGCCAGAGAAUGGUGAGCAUGUAGACCAACCUGAGCAUGUAGAGCAACCUGCUGAAUCUCUUGAUCAUGCUACAGAAAACAAUAAGCAAGAACAAUUGCCUCUGCCAUCAGUUGAUAAUAGCAGUUUCUGAAGUAUAAAGUAAGUAGUUGCUUAGUUUUGACUAAGCCACAGCUGCCACACUGGUAGGUGCAAUGAGUAAUUUUGAUAACAUUAUGCUUCAAGUGAAUGUCAAGUUUCGAAGUUCAACAUAGUGUGCUGAAUGUGCUGUACAAACUGCUGAUAUAUGAUGUUUUUGAGCGCUCUAGCAUGAAGGUCUUUGCGGAUUUCACCCAAACCAGACAUGAGAAAUUAUGCUUUUCACUCGGCUGUGUUAAGCUUGUGUCUGUGUCUUGGUGAUGUUAGCGAAUUGUGAAUACGUGUUUCGAUGCUUACUUGUAAUCUCGUGCAGCAAAAUUAUUGAUGAUUGUUUAACUUCUACUGUUCCUGUUAAAACUAUCAGUAUGUUUAUGAAAUUUCUGCGCAAGUGUUCAUGUA
Molecule: messenger RNA, 1509 nt
Organism: Chenopodium quinoa (quinoa)
Lineage: Eukaryota; Viridiplantae; Streptophyta; Magnoliopsida; Caryophyllales; Amaranthaceae
Product: probable histone chaperone ASF1A
Exons: 4
Coding region: 515-1105 (196 amino acids)
Biological process (GO): DNA replication-dependent chromatin assembly
Cellular component (GO): nucleus
Molecular function (GO): histone binding
Source: RefSeq, a predicted model, not a curated record